AGGUAUGAAUCGUGACGUCAGCAGGUCAGGUAGCGCGUGAAGGGCUCCACACACUCCCUGCAGUUCAGUUCAGUUCCUGGACCAGAUUUUGGAGCUCCUCGCCGCUGCUAAAAGGCCCCACACAUAAUUGAACAGCAUGACCACUAGGAACAAAAUGGAAGGAUGCCGAAUCUGUGGGUGCGAUCUGCAGGGUAAUCAGCGACGAUGGCUCUUUCAGAACAGAAAAGGCAGCCAGACUUCUACACGCUCUCUCUCCAAAGAGUCCACCAGCACACUGCCUUCAUCCAGGUCUGCCCAGAGCAGCCCAUGGGGCAGCACUUUAUCUCUUGGCUCCUCUCAUAUGCUUUACAAAUCCCAAACCCUUCCCACCCCUAAUAAAGGAACAGACAUUCUCUCUGUGUUGACCCACAUAUUAGGGCAGUCUGUGCCACGGGGCCAUGGUAAAGGGGAAUUUGUAUGUAGCAAAUGUGUGUUUGUGCUAGAGAAAGUGUUCAAGUUCGACACCGUCAUUGCCAGAGUCAAAGUCCUGUCCAAGGAGAGGAUUCAGAAAUUGACUCAAGAAAGGGAAAACUUAAGGAGAUGGAUACGAGGUAAUUAUGCGCAGCGGCACCCUACAGACUUCAGGAGUAGAGGAAGCUCCAGUGAGGAUGAUGUGGAGCUGAGAGAAGGUGUUUCUGGAAGUGCUUACAGAGAGAUGCUGAGGGACAACAUGGCAAUGUCUGCAUAUGAGUGCUGGUCUGAAAAAUCUGACUCCUGCCCGUAUUUUAAGAGAACAGGAAAGCGAUGCAAUAAAGGGAAAAACUGUGAGGGCUGUGACUCGUUAAGAGUGUCCGACUCGGAUUAUGAGUCCGUUUGUGGGAUUCCUCGUCACCUGCCUGAGCAAGCCCUCUCUCCUUCUGGUCUGUCUCGGGACAAGUCCCGGAGUAUGCCUCUACACUGGUCUAGAGUUCCAUCAAUCAGCUCAAGCCCUGCCUCCUUAGCUGGGUCCUGCCAUUCAUUGCGAGCACGCUCGCGCACAGGCUCAGUGCAGUCAAUGGACUCUCUGGAUGGUCCUGAUCCAUUUGAUUGGCCAGAGGAGCAACCAGGUAUCUUAGACUUCAUUCACCAAGAGCUAAAGGGUUUAGAAGGAAAGCCACUCCUAUCUCCAGGAGGCAGUCGGAUCCCGAUCUUAAGUAAAGCACAAGGACGGAACGGAGUACUUACAGCUGGAUCACCAAAAGGAGGAUUAGUGCGGGUGCUUAAUUUUGGGGAGGGAGGUGACCAGGAGGUGAAUGAAGUGGAUGGAGAGAGUGAAGAUGUUCUGACUGAACUAAGGGAUGAGUUUUUGCCCCUGCGUGGAGAGGUCACUACAGGCAGAGUGCACCUUGCAGUCAGGCAGUUACGGGAGCAGUUGGAUCAAGCGCAGGCUCGCAUCAGGACCCUGGAGGCAAGGCUUCGGGACAGCAACCAGUCAGACAACAGUAAUGCCAGUCAGUCAGAGCCUUCACUUUCAGUGAAUCUCCACAACAGCUUGGAUGAUAAGAGUGUACUGAUUCACCAGCUCGGCCAAUCAUUGCAGAGCAGAGAGAAAGUCAUUCAGGAAUGUGUUCCUUUGAUCCGAAAGCUGUGUGCUGAGCUGGGGGCAGGGAAAGAGGGUGCUGAUAAGUUCAUCAGUAAGGUGACCGUAUCUCCAAGCUCUGACCGUGAGGGUGUUUUGGAGGCUGAGCUGUCUGAGCUGAAGGAGAGAGAAUGUGGGCUUCAGAAAGAGCUGGAGGCCCUCCGGCAGGCUGGCAGAGAGAGGGACAGAGACCUGAUCACUCUCAACACUGUGCUCCAGUGUAACCAGGAUGUCAUAAAUCAUCUGCGGGUGGAGUUAACUGAGAAGACGCAAUCACUACAGGAUGUCCAGAAAGAGAGGGAGGUAUGGAAAGAGCGGGACUCUGCCCUGGGAGCACUGCUGCAGGAAAGGGACACACUAAUCUCUCGUCUGCAGGAGGCACUAGCAAGCUCACAUAAAGAUGUUCAGGCCCUCUCAGAUUCCCUGAUUGGCAGAGGAUUGCCAGGAGAAGGAGCUGAAACUGCUUUGGCCAGUCAGGUGCAAGAGAAGGAGGCCCUGCUUGCAGCCUGCCUCAGAGACCAGGAACAACACACAGCCACCAUGAGAAAGGAAGUCUCCAAACUCUCUAUGGCUUUAAAAGAAGCAGAGACCGUUAUACAGGACCAAAGACAAAGUCACAAACAAGCCAUUGCUGAACUGACAGAGCAGCUGAGAGAUGUGCGCAAGGAGCUGAGAGAGAUGAGCAAAGAAAACAAGCAAGCAGAACAAGCCUGGAAAGCUGAACAGGCACAGAGACGUUUGGAAGAGGAAAAACUGAGGGAGAGUUUGCAAAAAAGGGACAAGAUAAUUGAGCAAGUCCUUUUGGAUGCAGAGAAGAGGGAUGGAAUGCUAAUAGAACUACACCAAAACAUCUACAGUAAGCUUGAACCCAGGGAUGCACUAAAACACACUUUGUAAGAGUAGGAGGGAGACAGUUAAAUGAUGUAGAGAUGUGCUGGGCAGUGGCUGUUAAAUGCUGAUAUGUGCACUAUAUGUAUAUAAUGGUUGUGCCAUAAUUUGACAGACACUGUAAAUUUAGCCUGAAUUCCCCAAAAUCCCAUCAUAUUAUUGUCUAAAUGGCUGCUAAUUUUACUUGUAGUAUCAGUGUGUUCAUUUAGUUGUUUUCCUUUGUUUUCUUUACUUAUUUUUUCCCCUCAAUGCACUUUCAGCUAGUGGAGCAUGCAUGCCAGCCAACAGGCAAGAAUUAUUUCCACGAAUUUAUAUCAAACACAGAAAUAUGGUAUGCAGGGACUAUAUUUUUCUUUGUACUGUGUGCUUAAAUGGGACUGCAGGCCUUAUUAAACUUAUUUUCAUAUCAUCUCAAUUUACUACUGUUAAUGUUGUGCCAUUUUUGAGGUUCUAUAAAUGGGUCUUACGGAGAUAUUUAAGUUUCUGUCUUAUUUUUCAUAAAAGCCUUUUUAUCUUUUUACUUUUGUGAGGCUAUGGGGUAUUGUUCUAUAUGUGUUUUAAUUUGUUUUAUUGUUUGUAUGUAAAGGUGUAUAUGUGUUGUGUUUGUUUUAUUUAUCGAGGCACACUGCCAAACUACAUAAAACUCUACACCAUUGUGUUUCCAUUUUCCUAACCUGAGGGACCAUUGCCUCUACUUUGAUCUUUGUUGAGGUUACUUUUAUUUUAAUGCUUUUUGUUCUUUCUGGAGAACGCACAGAUUCCUAAUUACAAUAAACAAUCUGUUGAUGGAAGGA
Astyanax mexicanus (Mexican tetra) is the source of this 3279-nucleotide messenger RNA. RefSeq lists its product as uncharacterized. Bases 137 to 2494 code for a protein of 785 amino acids. Lineage: Eukaryota; Metazoa; Chordata; Actinopteri; Characiformes; Acestrorhamphidae. The transcript has 11 exons. The record is from RefSeq and is a predicted model, not a curated record.